Messenger RNA from Drosophila mojavensis, 1871 nucleotides. It is a transcript of the gene Ets97D, whose product is annotated as DNA-binding protein Ets97D. The record is from RefSeq and is a predicted model, not a curated record. NCBI's taxonomy places the organism in Eukaryota, Metazoa, Arthropoda, Insecta, Diptera, Drosophilidae. Gene Ontology annotation, biological process: cell differentiation; regulation of transcription by RNA polymerase II. Gene Ontology annotation, molecular function: DNA-binding transcription factor activity, RNA polymerase II-specific; sequence-specific DNA binding. The coding region runs from base 90 to 1511 and encodes 473 amino acids. The transcript has 5 exons. Gene Ontology annotation, cellular component: nucleus.
UUUUAGCUAUUUGGUCACACUUUUGGUGCUCUCCAAAUAAAUUGCAGACAAUUUGUCUGAUUCUCCGUAAAAAUAUAAACAUAUAAAGUAUGGACAGCCACAACGAUCUGUCAGAUGAGUUAAUAAGACGUCUUAGCGGUGGUGGUGGCCUGGAGGAAGUGAUAUCCAGCGAGAUUUUUGAAGAGACGAAUAUAUACGAGGAUGCAAAUGAUGUGGAGAACGAGCCAGAUGACAUUAUCAUCGUGCACAUGGACAUUCGAGAACCGCUUAGCACACUCAAAAAGCUUGUGGAGCAAAAAAUUGGCGUUGAGCUAAACUACUAUACAUUUUGCCUACAGGAUGCGCAGGAGCUGGAGCCUCAUAAGAACUUGGUCGAUCAGUGCGUCAAGGGCGAAGGUCUAGUGCAGAUCAAUGUCCAAAUCCAGACUACGCACAAAAAGAUAAACAUUGCGGAUGUUCUGAAGCCCACAGAGGCAGCGCUGGCCACCCUGGCCAUCGAGGAGGCUGCCCAGCUCAGUGCCCAAGACACCAACAGCAGCGGCAAGAGCUCUACCAGCGGCAGUCCCAGCAAGGUCAGCAAAAAGCGUAAGCAGAAAACCGACGAAACAUGUGAUGUAGAUGUCAUGGAAGAGGACAAGGAUGCCGAUGUGGAGGUAACCAAGCCCGUGCUUAACUGGGUGCUGGAUAGCAAGUUCAAACGGGAGCAAAUCCGCCUCAAAAUACCUGAAGCAGUGAGUGAAUGGACGCCUGCGCAUGUCGCCCACUGGCUGGAGUGGGCGGUCAAAGAGUUCGACCUGCGUGACCUCAACAUGGACGAGUGGCGAAUCACGGGCCAGGCGCUGUGUGCCAUGACGCACGAGCAGUUUAGCCGGAAGCUGCCUCGUGAUCCGGGCAAUGUAUUCUGGACACAUCUACAGCUGCUCAAGGAGUGCAAUUUCGUGUCCGUGGUGCACAAGCAAGCCGAGGAACUACGCAAGCCGAAGCAAUCCAAAGCGACGGCAGGUGCCAACAUACCCGGAGUGGGCUUGGAGCAGCGUAUUAUGCGCAAAUCCUUUCAAAGCGUUAAGAGCAAUGAUUCCUCCGAUAGCUCGCCGGCGCCACAAAGUCCCAGUCAUCAUAACAGCAUCGGAUCUGGCAACAAUGGCCAGGUGCAGCUCUGGCAGUUUCUGCUCGAGAUCCUCACUGACAGCGAGCACACGGACAUCAUCGAGUGGGUGGGCACAGAUGGCGAGUUUAAGCUAAGCGAUCCGGAUCGCGUUGCCCGUUUGUGGGGCGAAAAGAAGAACAAGCCCGCCAUGAAUUACGAGAAACUUUCUCGAGCACUACGUUACUACUAUGAUGGUGAUAUGAUAUCCAAAGUGUCUGGUAAGCGUUUCGCCUACAAGUUCGACUGUGAUCUGAAGCUGCUGAUAGGUUAUGAUGCCAGCGAGCUGUCGCGCUUGGUUAAUGAGCGCAAAUGGGCCGGCCAUCUGCAGGCGGCGCAGAAGGAAGCCGAUGCCGAUGCGACAUGACAGCCGGUCACUGGUGUCAAGCGAGAGCCCGAUAUCCUGUGGAAGUACGAGGCGCCAUAACGCUGGCUAAAAUGGUUCGCUGUUCCCUUAUUGGCCAGAUUAAUUGAACUGCAUUUAAAUAUUUGUAGGCACAUGAUUUUAUUGUUCACUUUGUUCAUAAUAUAUUAUAGUUAUUCACUAAGCAUUAUAAUCUCCGUCUCUAUAAGCUAUCGCUAUAAAUAUCAUAUAUGUAGGUACUGUAACUAUCUAUAUAGUAGGUAUCAUAUAUGUUUAGGCAUUAUAUCAUAUAUUGUUCGAUUAUACGUUGGCGAUUUUUGUAAAAUCCAUAAAAUUAAAAACAGAAAUCCAUUUUCCACGCGA